This is a messenger RNA of Annulohypoxylon maeteangense, 1374 nucleotides long. RefSeq lists its product as uncharacterized. Bases 1 to 1374 code for a protein of 457 amino acids. The record is from RefSeq and is a predicted model, not a curated record. The transcript has 3 exons. Lineage: Eukaryota; Fungi; Ascomycota; Sordariomycetes; Xylariales; Hypoxylaceae.
AUGGGUCUUCUCUCACUUAUGUAUCGACGGCCAAAGCAUGUAGGCAAGGAACAAUUUAUACGUCUCAAUACUACCCUUUCAGAAAAUGAGAAGAGCAAUGCUUCCCUCAAAUCAGGCUAUUCAGGACCUUCAUCCGGUAUACCUGACGCUCUUACUUUUGACAGGAUCAUCAACGGCGGAACUUGUCCUCCAUGCACCAUCCGCGAUUUUAUGAACUACCUAAUCUACAUCGAGCAUGCAGCCGAGAAUCUACAGUUCUUCUUAUGGUAUCGCGACUAUGUCAAGCGCUUCAAUGAGAUUAACAUCUCCGAAGCCCAACUCUCUCCCGAGUGGACACAAGCAAUGGAAGAUGAGGCGACUGCCAAGGUUCAGAAAGACGUCAUUGACAAGAUGAGAAGAGAGCAAAAAGUCGUCUCAAUUUUCAAGGGCACAGACUUUGAAAAAGGGGCGUCGGAAGUUGUCGUCGAAAUCAAAGACCCCUUUUCAACACCACCCUCAACUCCCAGUCUUAACGAGACUCCAUCAAUAUUCUCCAGCUCCCAGGUAUCUAACCACCACAUCCAAGCUCAAGAUGCAUUCAUCGCCGCCGGCGCCACACAACCAUUCACAAUCCAACCCUUCCGCGCAGAAAUAACUCGCGUAAUAAGCACCUACCUCGCCGACUCCACCCCCCGCCAACUCAACCUCUCAUCCCGCGAACAAAAAUCCGCAAUCCAAGCCCUAGCCUACACCACGCACCCCUCCGCUCUCCGCUCCAUAGCCCGCAGCGUCGAAGACACCUUACGCCGCCAGGCUCACCCAAAUUUCAUCCGCUGGAGCAUCUGCAACGGCAACCCAUCGCGGGUAACCUUCGCAGUCGGCCUAGGAACCAGCAUAAUCACCCUCACAACAAUCGGCGCUAUACUCCUAACCCUCAGCCGCGCCCCACGGGGAUGGAGAGCGCUAUUCGCAAUCUUCUGGGUCCUCGGGAUCGCAACCCUAAUCGCGGCACAAAAAGGAAUGUGCGUCGUGCUACACGGGCUGCACCAUCGGCACGUGCGGCCUUGGGAAUUAUUCGAGACCCCCUCUCCCUCCCCCUCGCCACCAAACUCGUUCGACGGGUCGGAGUUAGAAGAACAAGGGGGACGGGGUAGAGAGGGCAGGUGUUUCGACGCGUUCGGCGCGGGGAAUAGCUACGAGGACGAGCCGUGGGUGGUGCGGUAUCAGCGCCGGAACGUCGUGCGCCGGGUCUUCGACCGCGAGGUUUGGAUCCGCGAGCCGGCGCUGAGGAGGAUCCAGGAUGUCAUUUUCGUGCAGGCUUUGCUGGGCGCGUUGUUGGGCGCGGGUGUGCUUACGGCUGUGUUUGUGAGCGCGCCUGCUGGGAGGUUCUUUUGA